This is a messenger RNA of Argentina anserina (silverweed cinquefoil), 2762 nucleotides long. Its product is annotated as pentatricopeptide repeat-containing protein At3g61360. The record is from RefSeq and is a predicted model, not a curated record. The transcript is spliced from 3 exons. Gene Ontology annotation, molecular function: protein binding. NCBI's taxonomy places the organism in Eukaryota, Viridiplantae, Streptophyta, Magnoliopsida, Rosales, Rosaceae. The coding region runs from base 384 to 1889 and encodes 501 amino acids.
AUCAGUUUAAAACAAAACAGAAGAGAAGGAACUACGUUUAAAACAGAGACGUAGUUUGGGAAAGUUCUCUUCGCCGGCAUCGUUCUCAUCAGCGCCGUCUUCGCCGUUCCUUGGUACUUCAUGACCCGAGUAUGCAACAUUAGUAAAUAAACCAAAGUUGAGCUUUUUGGGAAAGGAAGGAGCUUUAAAAAUUCGAAGUUGCAAAGACAACCGAAACGCCGCCGUUGGGGCACUGCUGUCAUUUUCUCGUCUUCUGGUUUUCAUCUGACACUGCCGUCUGAGCUCGUAACAGGGUGUUGAAAUCAGUGUGGCAUUGCCACCUUAAAUGGGAAUACGAGGUUUCCUAUGGAGUUUCAGUGAUUACUAAGUUAUCAUAAGGGAGGAUGCUCCUUUUGGCAAGGCUCAAGAGUGGAACCAAUCAGUUUCAAACCCCUCAAAAGCUAAGAUGUUCUCUUGUGGCUGCUGCUAAACUGUCCGGCCAAUGUGCAUCCUCUGUAGAAACUGAUAUAGACAUUGAUAGGAUUACCAGAAUUAUUAACAACCAUCCUUAUCCUGAUCAGCCGCUUCAGCCAGCUCUUGUCCAGAAUAUCCCACCACGAUUUCUAUCCACGAGCUUUGUGGAGGAUGUGCUUGGUCACCUUUUCGGAGCGCAUUCCAAUGGUCUUAAGGCUCUUGAGUUCUUCAAUUAUUCUCUCCAGCAUUCCCAGCUAUGUCCAAGUUCAGAUGCUUUUGAAAAGACGCUGCACAUCCUUACCAGGAUGUGCUAUUUUGAUAAAGCGUGGGAGUUGAUGGCUAGAAUAAGUAGUAUGCAUCCAUCGUUGCUUACCCUUAAGUCGAUGAGCAUCAUGCUGUCGAAAAUUGCAAAGUUUCAAUCUUAUGAAGAUGUCCUCGCAGCAUUUGAGAAGAUGGAGAAUGACAUUUUUGUUGGGAGGAAGUUUGGGAUUGAUGAGUUUAAUGUGCUGCUUAGAGCAUUUUGCACACAAAGACAAAUGAAGGAGGCACGCUCACUUUUCGUAAAGAUGCACUCUCGGUUUUCACCCAACACCAAGACCAUGAAUAUCUUACUCUUGGGGUUCAAGGAAGCUGGAGAUAUUACUUCAGUAGAACUAUUUUACCAUGAGCUGGCUAGAAGAGGCUUUGCGGCAAACAAUAUAACUUAUAAUAUUAGGAUUGAUGCUUACUGUAAACGAGGUUGCUUUGCUGAUGGUUUGAGGCUAUUUGAAGAAAUGGAAAGGGCCAAUUUGUCACCUUCAUUAGAGACAAUCACUACACUGAUUCAUGGCGCUGGGUUUGUUCGGAAUCCAAUUAAAGCAAGACAGUUAUUUGAUGAGAUUCAUGUGAGAAAUAUGCGUCCUGAUACUGGGGCUUAUAAUGCUUUAAUUAGUUCACUGAUUAGAUGCAAGGAUGUGCAGUCGGCAGUUGCCUUGAUGAAUGACAUGGAUGAGAAGCAUAUCAAGCAUGACCAUAUGACUUAUCACACCAUGUUCUCUGGCCUUAUGAGAACAUCAGGUAUUUAUGGCACUUCAGAUCUGUAUAACAAGAUGGUUGAUAGAAAUUUUGUCCCCAAAACACGAACAGUGGUGAUGUUGAUUAAAUUUUUCUGUGAAAAUCAACAUCUUGAUUUAGGUCUGCAAUUGUGGGGAUACCUAGUGGAGAAGGGAUAUUGUCCUCAUGGUCAUGCAUUAGAUCUUUUGUUAACAGCAUUAUGCUCCCACAGUAGGGUAGUAGAAGCUUUUGAAUGCUCCUUACAAAUGUUGGAGAGAGGGAGGCAUAUGAGUGAAGCAUCAUUUCUGACAUUAGAGAAUUUUCUACUUCAAGCUGGUGAGAUGGACAAGCUGAGUAAGCUGAAGCAGAUGAGACAGAAACUGCAUAAUCUGCUGGCCCGCUGAUAGCUCUUAACCUUUCUAUUUCAUCAUCCAGAAAAACAAGCGAUACAGACUAUCUUAUACUCCUGCAGUCAGGUAAAAUUGUUCUCUUCGAUAUAUUGGAUGUGUUAUAUUUUUGAUAAAUUUAAUGUAGACCUUUCAAAUCAAUGGAAACAAUUAUUUAGUGAAGAAAGAAUACUGAUUUGUGAAUUAUGAGGAAACACAUGUAACACUCCAUUUCUUUUUCCAAACCAUUUUUUGUAAUUUAUUAGUUUAAUUAAUUGAAUGGUUCUAAAUUGCACUGAUGCUAUUUUACAUGGUGAAUCAACAUUGUACGAAAUUUAGUGAAUUGUUAAAUUCUUGUGGCUUCUUGGUUGUUUCAGUUAAGACUUUUCAUGGGAUUGAAUUAGUCAACUAUACAGAAACUAUAUAGCUUGUGGUAUCUUUCUAAGCAUGCAAUUUGGUUUUGAGGUAUGGGUUUUAUACCUGAUAUGAUCUAUUCUAUCUUGCUUCACAGCUACAAUGUAUACAUAGUAGUCUCUUUGAUAAUGAAAGAUUGUUCAAUGCGUCUGUCUCAGGAGUGAUAGUGGCUCUGCUUGGGCAAUUUUUGCCAUAACCAAGAAAGUCAGAGAGAAAUGAACUAAUCCGAUCAUCAGAAACCAGCCAUUAUAUAGAAAGCAAUGGAAAUUUUGCAUCCCUCUCACCCAUUGUUUUCUGUUACUUUCUUCAAUUUUUGUUUUACAUUUUGUUAGUAAAGGCUGUCCCGUUCGUUGUCAAUUAUACACGAAUGGGUUUUGUAAUCUAACGAAAUGCUCCUGUUGUUUAUCAGAAGUUGAAUAAAUUGAGUUUCGUAUGCUCUGGGGGAAGUUUACAUCGUCAAUUUGAUAAUUGACACAA